AUGAUGGAUAAUGUCUCUGUUAUAACAACAUUCUUUCUUUCAGGUUUACAUGAAACAAUGAACUACAGACGUGCUCUGUUCUUUAUCACUUUACUGUGUUACUGUUUUAUUUUGUUGGUAAAUAUUACUCUCAUUGUGACCAUCAUCGUAGAUAAAGACCUGCAUGAACCAAUGUAUAUUUUACUAUGUACUUUUUGCAUAAACGGACUUUAUGGGACAGCAGGUUUCUAUCCCAAGUUUCUCUGGGAUCUGCUUUCUCCUGUUCACGUCAUCUCUUAUUCUGGAUGUCUUGUUCAGGCUCAUAUAAUGUACUCAUUUGCCUGCUCAGAUCUUUUUAUUCUUUCCGUCAUGGCAUAUGACAGAUAUGUGGCUAUAUGUCGACCACUGGAGUACCACUCUGUCAUGACAAAGCAAAGACUCAUUAAGUUAGUGUGUUACUCUUGGAUAACACCUUUUUGCAUCAUGGGCACAAAUAUUUUUCUGACAUCUAGAUUAAAGUUAUGCAGCCCAUAUAUUUCCAGGCUUUUUUGUGUGAAUUGGAUUAUUGUUAAACUUGCUUGUUUCCCAGCUGAAACUACCCUUAAUGGCGUAGUUGCGUACAUAACAAUAGCCUUUUAUAUCUUGCAUGCCUUCUUUAUAAUUUGGUCCUACAUGUAUCUCAUUAAAACAUGUGUGCAUUCAAUAGAAAACAGGGCAAAGUUCAUGCAAACAUGUGUGCCACAUUUAACCUCCGUGCUCAUUUUUCUUGUGGCUAUAGUGUCUGAUGUAUUGAAUAUUCGAUUUGGCUCAAACGAUUUACCACAAACCCUUCAAAACUUUGUUGCUAUAGAAUUCCUUGUCAUACCUCCCUUAAUGAAUCCUCUCAUUUAUGGUUUCAAAUUGACCAAAAUUAGAAACAGAAUUCCGGGUGUCAUUACUUUAAAAACUAAAUGA
Molecule: messenger RNA, 933 nt
Organism: Acanthopagrus latus (yellowfin seabream)
Lineage: Eukaryota; Metazoa; Chordata; Actinopteri; Spariformes; Sparidae
Product: olfactory receptor 142-like
Exons: 1
Coding region: 1-933 (310 amino acids)
Biological process (GO): G protein-coupled receptor signaling pathway
Cellular component (GO): membrane
Molecular function (GO): G protein-coupled receptor activity; olfactory receptor activity
Source: RefSeq, a predicted model, not a curated record